UAGAGCUGAACGGGAGCAUGUCGCUGUCCAUGGUGCUGAAAAUCUUCACAGCCAAAUAAGCUCAGUUAUGCCAAGAUCUGUCCAUGGUUCUGAAGUAACACAGACCACAGUGUCGGGUCUAAACUGUUUUUAUAUUGUUUUACACGUCUUUAUCUAAGAACUACGAGUGUGUUGGCAAGUGUCUUUUUAGAAAAGCACAUUCUUCUGAUCGAAAACUGUUGAAUUCAAGUUUCUUCAAUUAAAGAACAAAGAAAUUCAGGCAAAUGGGGAAAAUCUAGGUUGCUGUUUAUUUGUACUCUAGGAGUUGCUCACAGCUCCUUCACUGGAAAACCAAGUGAACAAAGGCCUCCGUGACACGCUUUUAGUAUUAGCUUGUCCACGGAGCCAAAAUCGUCUGUCACAUUUGCAAACAUGAGGAGACACAUGAGCGCGGAGUCCAGGCAGACAAGCUUUUUCACGGCCACUUUCCACAAACAUUCAGCUUAAACACUGCCUCAAUUAUUCAGGGAUGUGCGUGGGAAGGAUAUGUAGGGUGUGUGUGUGUGUGUGUGUUGGUUUGUGGUGAUAUAUUCAUGAGGUAAACAGGACGCCCCGCUCGGCUAGCUUAAAUCUUUUUGUCGUCUCCAUUCUAUACUUUCUUCUUAUGUCAACCUUCAUUUGCGUUUGAGAGGCUGCUGCUGUUUUCCACACAGACACAAACUGGAGCUCGUGCGUUCGAGUGCACGUGGAACAAUAAGUAUGUGAUGAAUGAGCGGGAACAAUACGCUCGGCAAUAAUUGUAUCUCUGACUUUGUUCAAGUUUGCGCACUCGUACAACAAGCGUGUGCGUCUGCAUGGAACACAUCAGUACUGUAUGUGAAUGGAUGCCAAGUCCCAGAUAUAAAUAAACCCAACCAUAGCGGAUGCUCUGACUGAGGCCAGCUCUGUGCUCUGGCAGAUGUAGCUGACAGCUGAAGCGCGCCUGUGUGUAGCGGUGUGUUAAUGUGUGUAUCUGCUGCUGUGUGCGUGUGUGGAGGGGCUGAAGCGUUUACAGUUACAUCCAUUCUGACAGUGAAUGUAAACGCACACACAAACCAGUUCUCAUGUUGGCAAACGUGAUGCUGUUCAGCAGCAGAGCUCAGAGCUGAACACUCCAUUAUUGAUCUGCUAACUCAUCUGCACAUGUAGACGUGCAAAUCGAGUGAGGGGAGUGAAGGUGCAGGGUUCGACUCCGUAAGAAGGUUCAAAACGCUUGUUAGCAGCUCCAUUUGUCAUUUUUAACUGCAUGCUCUCUGCUUGAACCUUUUCAAAUCGCUGCUGAUUUUAUUUCUUCUCCCGACGCCGGUGACGUCUCAGGUUCCCGUGGUGGAGGUGGGUGAGAAUGAGCACAGCAGCUGUCACCGGACCGUUCAUCAUGCGCCCUGAUUGCAGAAACUUUCAUUUGGUCUCACUAGACCGCAGAGCCGUCUCCCACGUGCCUCCUGGCAAAGACUUAAUGAACCUUCUCCUCGUUGCCGCUCUCUCAUAAAGUUCCAGCUGGGGGCUAAUGUUUAGUGGUUGGUGGGGGCCCGGCUGACAAUGGGUGGUUGCCAGGAAAAACAAUUCAUUCUCACCUACGGGAAAUCUAGUCAGCAGCUAACUUGACCUGCACGUCUUCAGAUAAACCCACACGCGGCAGGUUUCUCAGCAUCUGUGUAUAAAUAUAGAAGUGAAUUACAUACAUUAGCUUCUACUGUAGACAGGGACUUCAUUUGGGCUGAGCUGCUGUCUCCUAGAAUGGAGGAGUGACAUGGCUAUGAAUAGGAGCCGUUACAGUGACAGAGCUGAGCCGUCGCUGUUGAGGAGCUUGAGUUGAACUAUAACUUUGCUAUGAGACAAAGAGAUUAACAGGACUUUAACUUUCCACCAAUUAGUGAAGGGCAAAGUUAGUUAUUUGGUCCAACUUCCAGCUUUUCUUCGUCUAUUUGCUUCCCUCGUUUCUCUAAUCACGUUUCUCUUUACUGGCUCCUUCCAGAAAGUGAUACUAGCAGUUGUCUGGCAUUUACACCAGUUUGACAGGGACAACACCUCACAAACAACAACACCACCCAACACACAGAGCUGUCGCAGUCUUAUCUCCCUAUAUAAUUGAUGGCGACAAAUUCAUGGCCACAGACGGACAGCGUUGCUGACACCAGAACAAGCGCGCGGCGCAUACAGAGUAGGUAUCACCUCCAUGCCAGUAUGUGUGUACGAGUGUGCGUGCACUUCCUGACAUCCUGCAUUAAGCAUGAGGCCAGGUCUCGGGCGCAGAGACGUGUGAGUCACACUGAUUAGUCGGUGCUGCAGCGGCUGUGGAGGCAGCCUGCUGCCGCCUGGUUCGUACGCGGCGCACGGACGCGUGCGUGUGUGGGCCGCUGCGUGAUGGGCAGGUAGAGUAUUAGCCUGCGAGGAGCUAGGUCCUUGUUAGCAGGCGUCUGGCAGGCAGGUAGAUGUGGAGUGACAGAAAGGUUCACGGCGCGUGCACACGAACACACAGCGGCCGCUUCACGCUGCCGCUUUUGCUUGAAUGCGAACAAACCGACGGGUUGACUCUCAAACCAACAGUGGCGCUCAGCGCGUUGACUUGUUCAGCCAAUAUCUUAUGUGGAAAAGCCCCAUAAGUUGAACUGUACCUCCUCAUGUACAUGAUGAUGUUAAUCACUCAGGUGAGUUUAUUAGGAGGCUGAGACGAGACCUCACUGGGUGAAGGGCCAUUACAGCACAUUAGACCUGAAGGGAAGAAGACAGCCUGAACUCAGCAGGGGUCCGUGUGGCGUCUCAUCAACCCAAUAAUCUGACACAACCCUGUUUCUCCUUUGUUUUGUUUGUUUUACUGCUUUUCUGCCACCAAAUGGUGAAAAUGAAAUCAUUCACCUUUAGCAGGAAAACAUUCAAACCCUGAACUGUGGAAAGUAGCUUUGCCCUGAAAAGUGGUGCUGCUGACUGGACUUGACUCUCUUCUUCUGCUAUCUGUGCGCUACAGGCAUCUUCCUGCAGUUUUAACACGGAAACAAUGCAAGAGUCAAAGCAUGGAUUCACAGAUUACUUGGCUUGUGACACAGCACCAUCUGUGCCCAUUAGACGCUGUGACAUUCCUCACAAGAGGCCUCACAAGAAUUGUGUGGAGGCACUGAGGAAUCCCAGCCAAGUUGUGCAUGAGCGUAAAGACCUCUCCUGGGAGUCUGACUGCCAGUCCCCUGUCACACUCUGGGUCUCUGAGACCUCUGAAGGAAAAAUGAUGAGGGAUUUAAAGGACUGCAAAGAAGAGACUGAUCGUUUUCCUAACUCACUUGAAUUUUCUUGGCAACUUCAGUAAUGAAUGUCUGAUAUUCACUGAGAUAUUUGUCAUUUUUGUACUAACAGCUGUAGUCGCCCGAGAAUAUUGUGUCAGGAUUUAUUUCCAAGGCUACAGUUCAAGACCUAGUCGUCGGUAGUUACAGUGUUCAGUAUGUUAGUGGUUCUUAAUGCCAGUGCUCACGACUACCUGGAUCAGGUGUCAGUCACUCAAAUGUAGCACAGGCAUAACUGGAAAACAGUUACUGAAUGAUGGGGUCUAAGAACUAGUGAUGAAAGCAAACCCUGGGCUUUGAUUUAGAAAUGAUGAUGGUUUCUGGCACAGAAAAGUGUCUGACUGAUAGAACUGCAUAGACACCAAAAGCUUGAGGUCGCCUAAAAACCUGAUUUUGAUUAAAGUGAGUACUUUUUGCAGCGGUUAUAAAAGAGUCUAUAAGGAGUGAGUGUUUGUUUGUCAGGGGAAGUACCAUAAAGUGACAGAUGGCAUCUGACACAGGCCUCAUUUGCUGGAACAUGGAGCCAACAGACCAAGAGGUGGACAUAAACAAACCAACAGCAUUGCUCAGUCAUCAGUCCAGGCAUGCACUUGGCAGGAAGUCUCGGUUCCAUAAUCGCUGUGUUGUGCUGCUCUGGGUACAGUUUAUGCCUUUAAGUUUUCCUGUAGGCAACUGCUGAUGCACGAAAGAGCUGGGUUUUAAUUUUUGCUUCCAAAUCACCUCCCAGUGUUCGAGCUGCAUAGGAUUUUACUGUUGGGGAUGAAAAAGGACUGACCUUUCCAUAAUAGUGUUGUAGUCACGCCCUGUUGAGCCACACUCCUGGUUCUGGGGGUUCGCUGUGCUGCAGCAGGUCACACGCCUGUGGCUCAGGUUAGGUGCUUACAGUACGUGGUGGUUCCCUGAGGUAAUGGUUGGUGAAGCUGAGGAACGAGCAGCUUUUGCAAAUAGUUGCUUUAAAAGUGAGAAAGAAGGAUGAUGAAAAUGCUAAUGUGCUGCUCCAAAACCUGUGUAUUUAAACCUCCAUUUGUCUGUUCAGGUUUGGAUUAGUAAUAACAAAAGUAGAAACCACCCCAGAAACACAAGACCCCAGCUUCGCUGUGCAUUUUAUUACUGAGCAUCACAUGCUAAUGCAAAGUAUUAACUUUACUGAAGGUCGACUUCUGCAUAUUUAUGUAAAGUGGAGGCUUUGGAGAGAACCCUGUCGAACAGGAACAUCAUUUCAGUGGAUUUUUGCUUAGGGAGGAGCCACAUCGUAAAAAUGAGCAGGAGGAUCAGGUCACACAGCCUUGGUCUGUAACUGGUCCUACAUGUAGACCAGCCCAGUGCAUCAAUGCUUCAACCUCCCUGGAAACUACAAUGCUAUCAAAAUAGCACAUUUGCAUUUUAUUUUGAUUUUGGCCAGAAUAUAAGCUGCAACAUAGUUAUGGAAAUAUCAUCCUAUUGUUGAUCCAUACACACUGGGAGCGCUUUAUUGCCACCAACAGUUCUUUUCUUGAGGGUUUCAAUCGGCUUCCACUGAACGCAUCAAGGCUUUUCUCCUUCUUUCCACCAACAAUUUAAUGCCUCCCAUUCUAACUAUGUGGCCCUUAAAAGGCCCUGCAUCAACAUUCAUGAGCACCACAGGCUUCAGAAGGAGGGCGACAAAACAAUACAACAGCUAAUAAACUUAGUAAAUGCACACACUCACGUCCAAGCUGGGUUGCAGGGUUCUGGGGUACCUAUUUCUACUGCCCUCUGCCUCCCCCGGGUUGGGGGGGUUGGUCGGGGCUCGGGAGGAGCUGCGGUCCCUGCCUGGGGCCACAUGGACGGCAGGCCGGAGACCUACCCUCCCCACGAAUGUGAUCAAGCGAAUGGUGUGGGUGGGAGAAUGUAUCUGAGAGUGCAUUGGUUCACGUAUGAUUGACUAGUUUGUUGUGAGAGAGUCUAUGGUGUGUGUGUGUGUUGAUGUGAUGAUGUGUGUUGCACAUGUGGAUGGGUGUUUGCGUCUGUGUUUGUGUGAGUUGGUAUGCGUGUGGUGCGGUUGAAGUGUGGGGGGUCCGGUUUUUCGCCCGGGGUACGAUGAUCGUCUGCCUGGGUGGUCUCUUUUCUGCUGACCCCACCAAUUGCUGGCCUUGUGCUGCAGGCCGCUGUAGCGCCAGGGGAUGAGGUCGGGCCGAUGGGGUAGGCCCCGCUCCGCUCGUGUGGGGGUGGUGGACUGGGGGCGGGCCCCACUCUGGGCGCGGGGGCAUCUUCUGGCGGGCUCCCUACGGACCGUGGGUCCUCGGGCUCUACUCUUUCAGGCCGACCCUCCCGCCGGGGGGAGUGUUUGCCCCUGGUUCCCAUGGGGCGGACAGCGUUGACCCCCGGUGGCCCACUUUGGCCUCGGGUGCUGUCUCUGUGGCUGCUGCAGCUCUGCCUGGGGGGCUCUGUGUGGGCGGCUUGGGUCGCAACACCUGCCCUCCUGGAACUGAAGGUGUGUGGGCUCCCUGGCUGCUGGGAUUCCUUCCUCUGCUUGCUGGAUGGGCGUAGUGGUGGAGCCCCUCACAUCACCCUGGCUUCCACAAGUGGCAUUGUUCAUGCACCAACGUCUGCCUCACCCUUUGGGUGAAUAAUGUUAAGCUACAGCCUUACUAACCUUGUAGUGGGACACUUUCCAAAUCCAACUGUAAGUAUUAUUGAUACUUAUCACUACCAAUAUGAAUAAUGUGUGAAUAUGGAAUUUGUGGUGUUGUAUGUCAUGACUUUUAUUAAGUAGUAUGGGAUAUGUAUAAUAAUGCACAUAUGUAUGUAUAUUGUAUGUAUAUGUUUGUAUUAGUAUGUGCACAUACCUUAGCACUAUUAUUGGUAUUAGUAUUAAUCUCCAAGGUAAACCACAGUACAAAAAUUGUUUAGUUAUGAAUGUGUUAGCCUAAGGUACAUCCAUGCUUCUUAUUUAUUUAUUUAUUUUUAUUUAUUUUUUUGCUCCGAUUGUUUACUUAACAGAUUUGCUUGGUUUCAGCAGCUGGUUGCACCCCUUAUCCCCCCUCCCCCCCCCACCCUCCCGCAUACACACCCUAAAGCAGAAACCUAACCUGUCCACCAACACAGCAACAUCACACACAUUUUGGAUUAGCUAAAUAAACCAUUAAAUAAACCAUAAAUCAGGAAGAGUAUAUAUAUUCUAUAUAUACUCUUCUUGUUAAAGCAAAGCUGUCCAUCACAAUAUGGCAUUCAGCGUAAUAUAUGCUGCUUGCUUAACUGCUGGACAGAACAAAAAAAAAUAAAUAAAUAAAAAAAUAAAAAAAAUAAACUUAGUAAAUGCAACACAAGUACCGGAUUCAGAAGUCUUUAAAAUGAAAUGCAAGUUGUUUGACAUAUUCAGAAGGUUGGGAACGCAUCGGAAUCAGAGAGGUCUCAGACGGGAUUCCAUUCAAUUAUAGAGGGACUCUAAAUGUUUCUCCCCCCGUGUAGCUGUGCGAGUCUGUUUAUGCAUAUGCGCAGCAGGUGGUGACAUUUUAAACCGUAAACAAACACGAACUGGUUGGUUGAUCUUUGUCCUUGACUGAACUACAGGGAGAAUAAAAUUUGGCAUUUUGUAUUUGCCACUAAGAGAAGUCAUUUUUCCUGCUUCAGAGCUCCACACCUACACAGGUGUUUGGAGUUAUUAAAGACUACAUUUCUUCUCAUAUUGCCUGGGGCUAUUCUGGGAGUUUCUGAGGUCAUUAAGCUCUGUGUAGUAAUAAGAGCGUUAAAGCUGCAAGUUGCCUUUGAAACUUCAGCAAAAUGGCCUGGAAGGAAACUGAUGUCUGCCUGCGUUUACACAGUGUGUCCCAGCACAGUCUCAGAUUACAUUUAUGCCAAACUCUUGUAUGUUUAUAACUUAAAUUCAAAAUCUCAGCGUUGUUUCAGCAGAAGAUCACUGAUGCACAAAUGAAUGUUUGUGCCAAAUUGAAGUAAAUGUCCUCCAGGUACAGUAAAAGGACUGAGAGGCUUGAUGUUUAGGACAUGAGGUCACAGUCACCAUAAUCAUUUAACAUCAAUACAUAAUCAGGUCACUCCUGAGCCCAUCUGAACAUUUGUGCAGACCCCAAGGCAAUCCUAAUUAUCUUCACAGGAAUGGGAGCAUAAUUAGUAUGGACAUCCUGAAAACGUACAGUAAUGGCUCCGGUCACGCUGUCGCCAGACCUCAGACAUAAAAAGGCUUCACGGAUGACACGCUAGCAGGCGGUGUCGUCUCCUAAAGCAAAUCAAUGGGAGGAAGAACACACAUCGAAGCGUAAAUGCAGACCUGAUGUAAAUUGAUAUAAAGUAGGAACCAAUUUAAUUAAUGUCCACAAAUAGCAACAGUUUCAUUAAGUGUCUUUUUGCUCUGAAAUGUGGCUGCACUUCUAAAAGCUGAAAACUAAAAACGCUGAACUUUCAAGUGUAUCAACGUACGCAGCUAUUAAACAGGGGAAUCACCAGCAACUAGGCCACCGAACAAGCUAGCUGCUGUGCUAACAGGAGCACAUGCUAGGUACAAGGCUGCCUCAGCCUUUCAGAAGAAACCGUCAAACUUCGCCUCCUUCCUCUUAUCGACAGGCUGCAUCCACUCCACUUUAAAACAAACCAUAUGCUUCCUCUGCAGCAUCAUUGCAGCCAACCAGUGAGCUAGUUAGCAUGCUAUGAUAGCAUACAUGCUAACUUAACAUGCAUAGCUAUUCAUGCUAGAGUCACCAAGCAUUUUGCCAACAAGCUGGUUCUCCAGCGCUGCUUGGUUUAACAGAUAUCACCAUAAAACACACAGCUUCUUGACUUCAUGCCAGUUUAGAACUUACCUACAAACUUGUUCACGGCCUCGUUUGCUUCUGAUCCCCAGGUCUACACUGAAACUCCGGCCCAGUCUGCAGUGUCAGCCAUUUUCACCUGCUGCUUCAGGCUCCACACUUUCCAACCUCAGCUUCAGGGACCUCAGCUUCUAAUCGUCGCUUGGCCUCCAGCUGUGUAGCUGUUAUUCACCUUAACAUUCUACACACUACGGCAGCCGUGCAAGUCGCUGAAAUCUGGGUGAUUUCAAAAAAGCAACCUUCAAGUCUAUUUAAAAUUUCCUUAUGAGGUUAAACAGAGUCAGUACAACCUGAAUAUAGUGUGAGAGAAGAGGCUGGCAGCUGAAAAGGCCACGUUCAAAUCAAACUGCUGCAUCUGCAGCUUUAAAGAACCAGGAAGCCGCCAACUGGGUUCCGUUUACCUGCAGUUACAACGCGGUCAUUUGGUUUCAUGGACAUCUGAUUUCAUUUUUAGAUUUCUAGAUUAAGUGCACUUUCUUAGAAAUAGAAAAUAUGUGUGAAGUGGGGAAUGUUGGUGCUUUUAUCAGUAAAUGAGUUGUUUUCUUUCACAGAAUAUAGAACAUUCCUGAGUCAAAAAGCACCAUCAAGGUAGUAAAUUAGAGUCGCAUGUGUCCUGAAUACGUUGCUCAGAAACGUUAACAAUCUCAAUAACCAACAGUCGCAUACAUGCGCCAGUCAUCAGUACUCAUGAAUAUGCAAUUAGAACAAUUUGAUCCGCACUGUUGCCAUCACACCUACAGUACAUGGCUGUAUUUGUGAUUCCUAUUUGCAUUUGUCAAAUGGCAUUUGUUGUGAUUCAUUAACACACACACACACACACACACACACACACACACACACACACACACACACACACACACACACACACACACACACACACACACACACACACACACAUCUGUCUGGUCCUAAACGUUACAGUUAAAGCACUGCCUCAGACACAGUGGAGCUCACUGACCUUCAGACAUCACUGUGUGAUCCAGAAUCACACAGAGACACCAGCAGCAUCAACCCACAAAACCCAUGAACACAAGUUUCUCACAAUAGUUUUUGACUUUCCCUCUCUAAUCUUGACCUACUGUAUCUGAUGUAUCUAAAUCAAUGCUGUCCUUCUGGUGUGUGGACUUGUGAGUUUUCUCUAGUGCAUCUUUCUGCUGAGAAAACUACGAAGCUCAUACUGAAGGUUUCUGAUCUGCUCCCCUCAGAAUUCUGCCUUUAGUCUCUUCUUCACUGAGCUUAUAAAUGUCUGAUGAGUCCAUGAGAAGCAGCAUGAAGCCUUUUUGGAGGACACAAACUAUAGAACCUCGGACGAUAUUUCAGUUUAGUUUGCUCCAACUUAAGUGAUAAAAGAGAAAAGCAUGCAGGAAAAAGAUGAAUAUUUCCACAGGAUCACUGUUCCCUCCUUCACUGUGACAAGGACGCAUCGGUCUCUCAUCGAACCUUUAAAGACCUUCUUGACACUGAUGCUAAAAUGCUCAAGGCUUAGAAUUAUAUGUGUCCUUAUAUUUAAAAAAGUAUUUAUAAGUCAACGAGCCGGUGAACGCGUUUGUGUUUAGCUGCAAUCUGAUUCCAGUCAUUUCAGUGGUCACAGAGACUGGGAGCGUUUUUGUUUGUCAUUCUGUACAGUAUGUGUGUAUUUGACGUGUGUUUAUGACAGAAGGGGCAGGGAGCAGAAAUCCCAUUAACAGUUUGAGCUUGAGAGGGAAGUGAAAUAGUUUUUUAAAGGUCCCGUUAUCGAGACGAGCUGGACAAUUACCAUCUUCCCACUGAAAUUGCCUUUCAAUGUCCUUACACCUCCAUGUCCUUUCAAUGCUCCCCCUCAUAUACACCUCUCUAUGCUUCCACCCCCCCCCCCCCCCCCCCUCCUACUUCCUGCACCUUAUCUUUUCACAUUUAUUCGUCUUCCCUCCUGUUUCACCUCUCUUCUCUUAUAUUUCCCCCUUCUCUUCCUGCAGCUCCUGCUGCUCUCCACUUUGACAUUUUUCUUCCCCAACUUUGGCCUUAAUUUAAUUUUCUGCACCAUUAAUACUAAGCUAAGGCCUUAUCAGCCUGAUUUGUGGCCCAGUCCGAGAGGAGAAGUCUUUUCCGGGGCCUUUCCGUAAAUCAAAAUGGUGGCUCAGCCUGUGGAUAGGAGAAAAGCUGAUGGAUGGAAUAAAUGGGCGAAUAUACGGUAAGCCCGGCCCAAAGGAGCAGGCUCACAUAUGCGGGGGAGCACACGCUGAUAAUGCCAAGAAAGGUUCUGGCUGCAGAGACUGCUGUAAUUGACAGUAUGAGGCGUAUCCAUCCUUGCAUGAAGACCUAACUGCAGCUUGUCUAGAACCAGCGAGAGACACCUUCCCACUGCUGCUGCCUCAACCCAACAGCGAUUAUACCACGAAGACCCACAGCUAGAAGCCAGAAAAGUCUGGGUAAAGAUGGACCAUCACAUACUUUUAGAGUUGGUUUUAACUCUUGAUCAAGUUUAAUACUGAGCGACCGCAUAACUGGAUGCGUUGCAGAUGUUCCUCCUGUGCUUCUCAGCAGCGGUGAGCUGAUGUCAGUCAGUAGAUGCCUGUGGCCUGUGAUCAUGCAGCAUUAAGCUGUGCCGUUUGUCAGCCUCUCUGCUCGCUCUAAUUGAGCCUAACGCCGUGUGAUGGAGGCGUCUCUGGGCCGAGCCGUGUGUUGGCUGCUCUUUGAUGCUGCAUUGCUGAUGUGGAGGCUCAGGCCCACAGCCGCUGCCUCGCUCUUUGUAACGCCGUGUUUUGCCUCCCAGGCUCUGAGACAAGGCUGGAAUGUAAUAAAUAAUGAGUCGAACCCUGAGACAUAAUUACACAGUACACGACUACACAGCAAAGGCUGAAUGAGGAACAGGCUCUGGCUCGUGGACGUAGUGCUGUAUGGCUGGUGUUUUCCAAACGGCAUUGCAUUCAUUUCCUCCCAGGUUUCCUCUGCAUUGAAGCAGGAGGAUGGUUUACAGCACGGACGCUGAAGGAACGCUACAGCAGGGAGUUGAUCCGGGGCCGAGGCUCCACCGAUAACAGUCUAAAGCUGCUGUUAUUUCAUUCCUGUAGUGAAUCAUUUCUCACCUACCUGAUACCAUAAUGCAGUUAACUACUGAAUAGAUUGAAGCAAAUGAAUAUUAUUUUUCAGCUGUGUAAUUGGACAGACUGAAACCUGCUGGCGUUCUCUGGAUGCAACGUUUAGAGCGACUUGUAAUUCUACUGUUUGAUUUCCCCCGUGUUUGUAAUGGCUCUGCUACUGGAAGCCAUUAGACCUCUGCAGCCACCGAUCACACGCGCUGACGUCUUGCAGCAUGCGCAGCCACACUUUCCUCUCCUGCUUCCUCCUCGUUUCGCCCACGUCUCCUCCUCCUGGUCCUAGUGGCCAGAAAUAAUCGACGCGCUCCAAGCGACCUGCUUAUUAAAUAACCAGCGAUCGCUCAGAAUGGGGCUCUGCCACUGCUUUGUGUUCAGGUUCGGAUCAGAUGCACUUUGUUUGAAGGGGGUUCUACUGUAUGAGGUGCUUAUUCUGGGUGAAACAGUUUAAUUCGUAGCGUAUUAUUUACAUACGUUGGCCGAUCUUGUUCAUUCAUUUUCUUGAUUCUCAGAUCCAAAUAAAUGCUGAGCAGAUUAAAACAAAUCAUCUGUUAUGUGUUCCAUGUGAAAACCCAGAGAAGACGCCACCUUUCAACCUAUCUCUCCCUUUUUACUGAGUCCAGCUUUGACCACAAAUUGGCACUCGGCUGAGUCUGGCAGCGCGCUGCAAAGCCGAGUGUUGUUUUUCACCCUGUUCUCAUGCAGCGAGCUGUUGCAGCGCUUGUCAGCUUUUUUAGAACCAUCAUGCUUUAGUUGCUCAUUCACUCAUCUCCACAGCCGAUAUUUUCUCAGCUUAGCUGCAGUGCUCGAACUCAGGCCACUUCAACCUCACACAUGCAUCAGAAGAGCUUUCCAAGAAGGAAAAUUAUGAAAAUGAUAUUUAUAGCACACAUUGUAGGAAAUGUUCCAUCUAGAACAGGGGUGGGUGCUGUAAUUGUGGUCCUCGAGGGCCACGGCCCUGCUGGUGUCCCAGCUCUUCCUGCCACAGCUACCGGUGAUUACCUUGAUCAGUGUUCAGUCAAUCAGCAGCUGGAAAAGCCAACUGACACCCGAUCAAGGAAAUCAGCAGAGCGUUGGGAAACCAGUAGGACGCGGCCCCUGAGGCCUGGGAUUGUCGGCCCCUGAUCCAGAGAGACCUCUACAGCUCCUCCUUGAUGGCGAUGGCUAGUGACAAUUCAUAAAAUACUCAACACCCAGUAUUUAAAUACCAGGUUUAAACAGCCUGGGUGUUGGAGUUUAAACAAACCAAAGUUUCAUGGAGCCCAGUAGUCUGUUAUCAGAGGCUGGAAAGUGGUCGUCCUGUGGCACCUAGCUGCCAUUUCAGCUAAUUAGCUCAACAUUAGUGCACUCAGCAAGCGUGUAAAAUUCAUAUAGCUGUCAGAUGGCUGACACUGGGAGGUGAGUGAGCAGAUGGAGGCACAGACAGAUGAACGGAGCCAGGGAGUGUUAUUGAAAACAAUGGGAAGACAACACGACAAUGUGAAAGGAAGAAGUAGGAGGUUGAGAGGACACACAGACAGACGCAUGAGGCUGAACCCUCAUGAUGUUGGUUGAACGACUGCAGUAGGCAAACCAAAAAUAGUCUGAACGUGUUUGUUCCUCAUGAAGCUGCGCUUUAAUGUACUGCUCACGUAAUUACACUUGUUUCACCCCCGCCUUCAAAUUGAGCUUGAAAUGGCUCUAAAUGCAAGUUUUCACUGCUUCGAUGGAAAUCGGUAUUGUGUCAAACAGAGUUUCCGUAGGGCUCAAUUAUCUGCAGCAGGUGUGUUUGAGAUAAAACACAUCAAAGUCCUAUGAGUUUGUAGAGUGUCACGUUUGAUUACAUGUUAUAAACAUACUUUUGUAAAAAAAGGAGUUUCAGGAGCAUAAGGUGCUUAAUAAAUAAACAGAAGCAUCACUAAAGACCAGGGAACUGGUGCACAAACGUGGAGAAUAAGAAUGAAGCAGCCGUGAUUAAAGCCUCGCUCCGUACGGCGGAGGCCUGGUCAUGUCCUGGGGCUGCUUUACUUCUCAUGACUCACUCAAUCACAUGUUUGGCUGAAUUCAUUCCCUCAUUUGAUACUUUCUGAUGAACGUACAUUGUGAAAUCAUCCAUUUGUUCCAUUUUCUUGUUUAGUAUGUAUUUUUACUAUUGAUCUUCAGCUUAGGUUUGCAACCGGAAACAUGUUGCUUGGCUCCAAACCACUUUGCAAAUGUUAUUUCUGGUAAAGACUUCAUGGCAAUUACACCAUGAAAGUAAAACGUUCGCCUGAUCAAAUAAGAGAUGAGUAGAACGGUGAUUGGUAGAUGGUAGUGGAAGGACAGCUUAGACCAGGGGAGGAGAUAUAAAUCCUAUUAAGGUGGUAUUAAUGUUCUUAAGCAUACUGAUAGCUGCUGUGCAUGCAUGUGUGUGUGUGUGUGUGUGUGUGUGUGUGUGUGAGUAUAUAUGGGUGUGUGUGAGUGCAGCAGUGCUAUAGGCUCAUUAGGCUACAGGGGAGAAUGGCUAAAAGGAUUAAACUGACAUGGAUUAUUCACGCAUGAAAUACUGGAAGCAAGGAGGUGGAGAGAAAGGGAAAUUGAGAUGGUCUGAAUAUGUAAGAGAAAUUAAGAUUAUAAAUAUGGAUGUCUAGGAAUAUGUGGCAGAGGGAUGAAAAGGGGAAACGGCAGAGAAGAGAUGAGGUCUGAGAUUUAAGACUGAGCUUGAGAUUGUGAAAUCCGUCAAGUGUAACGGAAUGAGGAAGUAGACGGAGGAAGGGAGAGAGGAGGGUGACAGAUUGGGACAUAAACACGAGCAGGAAGAUGAAAGAGAGACGCGGUGGAAGAUAAAACCGGAGCAGCGCUGGCAGGACACGGAGUGAGUGAGAGGACGACGGGACAGAAAGGGACAAAGGAGGAGCCGCCGCUCUGCAGCCACCUCUCCGUCACGCGACCAGACCUGCUGCUGGGCAGACGCUUUGUGCAGAGGUCCCACAUGGCUGUGAGCACAUCUGCCUCCACGUUCGGCUGCUGAGCUCAAGUGCAGGAACCGCAUCCUGUUCUUCGUCUGAGCUUUGGCGCUUUGGCCUUUGGACAAACAUCCAUUUGCUGGGACGCCACCUGUUUCCCCGCCUGAGUGGAUGCAGGGAAAUCGGAUCCAGUAGCUCCACCCGACAUCGUCUGGGAAAAUAUCAGCACAUAAAGCGUCCAAAGCUGUUGAUGCUCCGUGUUCAGACCCAGGAGGCUCCGCGAGUGCUCCAGCCCAUCACCAGAGUCCUCAAACAAGCAGGACUUCUCCUUCCUCACCCUGCACUUCACUUAAUCCACUAAAGUAGAGGUUGUCCUCAUUUGCUCCGUCUCCGUCGGCCGUCAACCCUCCUGCAUUCAGGUGCAUGUUCGGCUUUCAUCGCUGGCAACUGGCAGACGAUCUGACAACAUCAAGCUCAAGGCUUUCUAUGAGAGGCUGGACGUGGUCGCCUGUGCUGUCUGGGGCCAUGAGUAGUUGCUGGGGGGACACCCUCCAAAACCCGCCGACGUGGAACACCUAAAAUGGGGACCAGACUCAGCGCCGCGCUGCCAGCUCAGCUCUAGUCACCGCUGAGACGACCUUGCGUUGGGAUUUGGCUCCACUUAGAUCUGACCCGCUCGCCUCUGACCCGCAGCCUUAGCUGAUUUGUAGCUGCUGCUCUCUGCCUUCCACCAUUAAACUCUCCGUUCCCGCUGCCACUGCGCUGACUUUAAACGCACCUCGUCCCCACCAUGGCCGGACGACUGCGUUCGUCCUGCCUGUCUCCCAACCUGCUUCUUUCGCUAGCGCUUCCUGCACUCCUGCUCCUCCAUCUGCCGUGCAUGGUGAGAGGCGACUGCUGGCUGAUAGAGGGGGAUAAAGGAUACGUGUGGCUGGCUAUCUGCAGUCAGAACCAGCCUCCGUUUGAGACCAUUCCCCAGCAAAUCAACAGCACGGUUCAUGACCUGAGGCUGAAUGAGAACAAAAUCAAGGCUGUGCUCUUUAUCUCCAUGUACCGCUUCACAAACCUCACUGACCUCAAUCUAACCAAGAAUGAGAUCAGCUACAUUGAGGACGGGGCCUUUGCUGGACAGGCAAACCUACAGGUUCUUCAGCUGGGCUACAACAAGAUGACCAACCUGACUGAGGGCAUGUUGAGGGGUCUGGGUCGAAUGCAGUGCCUCUUCUUGCAGCACAACCUCAUCGAGGUCAUUGCCACCAAUGCCUUCUGGGAGUGCCCCAGCCUCAGCAGCCUGGACUUAUCUUCCAAUAAGCUGGCGCGUCUUGACCCAUCCACCUUCACCGGCCUCAGCAGGCUGAUGGUGUGUGAACUGGCAGGGAACCCGUUCCACUGUGGCUGUGACCUCUACACCUUUCUCACUUGGCUGGAGGACUUCAACAACGUGACCCACACAUACGAUCGCCUUCAGUGUGAAACCCCUGCAGAAAUGACUGGGUAUCCCCUCCUGAGCCCAGUGCCCGGACAUGGAAGGAACGCUCGGUACAAGCUUCUGUCUAAGUGUCACGGAGAUCCAAUGGAGAUCACCUCCCAGCCGCCAGACGACGGCGGCUCAGGGAUGGUUGACAGGCCGGAUCAGGGCGUUUACCGCCAGCCCACCAUAUCGUCCACCGCUGACCCCAACUAUAAAAUAUCUAUGAAGCUUCAGACUGUCUCCUUCUAUACAGCUUCGCUACUUGUGCAAAUACCCCAACCGUACAGUAAGAUGUACGUCCUGUCUCAAUACAACUAUACUUUUGUUAAAGACAUCAUGCCCCUAAAAAAAUUGAGGGAGCUAGUCACUCUAGACAAACUCAAACCACACACCAACUACAGUUUUUGCGUGGCUUCUGUGACCAAAUCUCAACACUACAAUCACACCUGUCUGUCCUUCAUGACACGAGCUGGACCAGAAGACCAGCGGACCAAUCCCUCCACAACCACCCACUACAUCAUGACCAUCCUGGGGUGUUUGUUCGGCAUGGUCAUUGUGCUUGGAUUCGUCUACUACUGUCUCAGGCGGCGACGCAUUCAGGAAGAGAAGGAGAAGGCAAUUAGUGUGCAGAAAACUAUUUUAGAAAUGAGGUACGGCCCAGAGGCAGCUGCAGCGGUGACCAAUGACCAAGGGGCCAUGCAGCGUCUCCAGGAGCAGGCCCACCACCCGCACCACCAUUCAGGAGGAUCUGGAGGCAAGUUGCCUCCAUCUGCCUCCUCAAGCACAGGCAUGCUCCACGGCUCAGCCAACACUAGUUCUUCCCGCCUUUCCACUUUGCCACAGGUGGAAAAAAUGGCGACGGCUUUCUCCGAGGCAAUGGGUGGCAAAAGCAACUACAUGGAUGUGAGAACGGUGGGAGUGACAGGGGAUGGCCGGGAGGGCGGACUGGCAGCUGGAGGAGCUGGGGUAGGAGGCGAAGUAGUUGUGGAUAUGCGAAGUGGGGCUGAGAAUGGAACAGAGGCUGGGGAGGAUUCAGAUGAUGAUGGCCGUGGCUCAGCAUCAGAGAUCUCCACUAUUGCCAAGGAGGUGGAUAAAGUGAAUCAGAUUAUCAACAACUGCAUCGAUGCCCUGAAGCUGGAUGCAUCUGCUAAUGUUGUGACCACAGCUGACAAUACCAGCUCUGUGUCCUCCUCUCAGUCUCCAGCUUGCAUCGCGUCCCUCCCUCGGAACCUUCUGCCCCUCUCCGCUUGCCCCCCUGGAGAUCAGAUCAUGGCCUCCUCUCCAAAGGUACAUUCAAAACCUCACCCCCAGUCUCAUCCUCAUGCUCAUGCUCAGCCACAUGCUCAGUUACAUCAGCAGCCUCACCCACCUUCCAUGGCCCCAGUGCCACUGGUUAUGCCCCUGUCUGAGCGACCUGGCAUCAGUGGUGGGGGGUUCCUCUCCCCUCCUUACCGUGACCCACCGCCAGCCAAUGCAGUUCGACCUCUUCAGAGGCAACUAAGUGCAGACACAGCUGUGGUGAAGAACCGCUGUACCCCAGCUGCAGGCUCUGUCAAGAGCGCAAGGGUGUAUAGCGUUGACAUUCCUGAGCAACGCAGUGAUCCCCCAAAGUACCCCACAGAAAAGAGCAGCCCCGUGGGUUGUGGAGGAGGGGGUGGAAGUGGAGGAGGAGGGGGCUGCAAUGGGAAUGGGAUAGGGAACAUAAAUGGCGGAGGAGUUAGCAUAAAUGGGGCAGGAAUGGGCUGUGAUAAUGGGAGGGGAGGAGGGGCAGUGGGCUCUGGGCAACAGCAGCACCAUUUGGAGGUUCAGCCAGACUACCACAGCUCUGAGCACCGCCACUCCUUCCCUGCACUCUAUUACGAGGGUGGCAGCGAGUCACCUACACAGGCCCAAAAGGCCUCAUUCCUCAAGCCACUGGGACGCUCCAAAAGGGAUGCCACAGCAGCCUACUCCCAGCUCUCCCCUUCUCGUCACCACAACUACAACUCUGGCUACUCCUCCAGUCCAGAAUACUCGUCUGAGAGCACACUGCGAAUUUGGGAGCGAUUCCGGCCUUACAAGAAGAGCCCCAGAGAGGAAGCGUCUUACAUAGCAGCUGGCCACGCCCUGCGAAAGAAAGUGCAGUUUGCGAAGGACGAGGACCUUCACGACAUUUUGGACUACUGGAAGGGGGUGUCUGCCCAGCAGAAGCUGUGAGCUGUCGAAGCAGAUAUGAUGCAGAUUGUGUGGUCGGAGGCCAACAGCAGACUAAUAAAGGGAAAAGAUGUUCAUGUAGCAAGAUGGACAAUGUUUGCUCUGAGGUUUGAGUGAAAUGGACCAUUGUACUGCUGGACCUGAGGGUAAAGAGGAAUUUCCUCCGAUUUUAAAAUUGAUUUUGUGAUUAUUCACUGACAUUUAAAAGUCAUUUUCACGAAUGGCUAUAAUACUGAGUAACAAAUAAUAAGAGUCCAACUGGUCACCAGGCUGUCUCACACUGGGCACUUUGGUCCUCUCACACUUCCAGAAACCCUCCGAGUUAUUUCUACUGAGCAAGCAAAUGCCUUCUACCUCAUAACUGGCACACUGUAGCUCAGCUAUCUCAGCAGAAGCAGCCCAACUCAUGAUUUAAGCCCCAUCCCUCUUUCUCUAAUCCCAUCAAACCACCAUUUACAAAACAAUAAUUCCGUGGCACUGCCAACACCUGCUCGCCUAUAGAAACAUCAUUUACAGAGUUAAUGAGGGUGCAGGAUGAGGAAUUAUGCACGCUUGUUUUAGAAUAGCCUGAAUCUCCCUCUUUCGGAGGGAACAUUAAGGGAUACUUAUGUGUCUAAUUGUUCUCUUGGAAUCUAGCCAGUGCAAGACUACAUGCAGGAGUCGUGCAUCAGUGAUGGUUAUUGAUUCAAAGCUACAUAUGUUUAGUCUUGUACAGUAUGUACUGCAGUGUUUGUAAAAACUGUUGUGAUUGAUCAUGCGUGUGCGAUCGCAGGGCUGAGGGGUUUAUUAUUCUCUGUCUUCUUCAUGACAGCAGAGUUGAUAACGUGGUGCAGAUGCUUUGCAUGCGUCUGUGCGUGCGGGUGCUUGGCCCUGCUUACCUGCCGAUCCAGGUAGCGAGAAAUAAACCCUUUCAAGACCCGCAGGCGCAUUUGUCUCCUCACCCAUUUCUUAUUUACAGGUGUAGCACAUUUCCUUUGAUAAGCAGAAGCAAUGCAGUAGUACAUUUGCAUUUCAAUAGCUCAAGUCAUGGUGAAAUUACUUCAAGGUGUGUUGUGCAGGUUGGCGCGAUGCGUGUUAGCUCCUAUUUUAAUGAACCUGGUUAUCACAUUUAGCUACAGCGGCAGAUUGGGAGCAGGUUAGAGGUUUGCUGUAGCUGCAUCUUACUUUGAGAGGGAGACAAGAUAGGGUUGAGCGCACUUUCAGCUCGAGACGUAUCGGCUCCAGGCAUGGCUGCAAAAAAACUUCAAAUAUGUCAGCUGGGCCCUGCGCUACGUGGUGAGAUAAAGUGGAAGGUAAAUGGUGUGAAGGCCUGGGGGAACGUACUCUGGACGACUCCCCACUCAGUGUGUUUGCCAUGACCCUGCUCUGCUCUGGGUGGGAGCUUGUUUGGACCAAAGUGCCCUCGGCAGGAAUGAUUCAACAAGUUUUUCAUUAUGUUUAUUUGCCUUUCCAUCAUAAACUGAGAAUAUGAUUGUUCCACUGAGCAAGACAUGAGCGAUAUUCAAAUUGUUGGUUAUCUUAUUAAGGAUUGUGAGCUGAAUUAAUGCUGCCACAAUGAAACAUAUUUAAGCAAACAGGAGCAAGGUUUGGUGCACAGACCAAAUGUGACACACUCAUGGCACAUGCUCACUCCCAUCCUGAUGCCCCACAUGCAGAACAGACGCAGCUUCGUUAUUUGUUUAUUUCUGGACCCAUGAACUACUGAUUUGUGGUGUUUCCUGCUCUCACACAAAGAUCCCCUCCUCAUCGAUGGCAUCCUGAUCUUUCUUGGUCUGCUGUGAUACAUCAGAAUUUAAGAUGCAGAAACCGCCUUUUGACUUGGCUAAUUAAGUCGUCCCCCACCACGGUUCUCCUGCCCUCCACCUUUGUCCAACCUACUGGGCUAAAUUAACGAGUGGUUUACUGAGGUUGAUGUUGCAUCAUCAUCUGAGGUCACAAGACACGGCUGAUAUUAUUAACUCUGGCAGACUCAACGCCUGAUUGAAAUUAAUGAUGGCUUCUAUCUUCCAUUCUGUCCCACUUGUGCCCAUUAGAUAUUUAACGAUAGUCCAUGUCUCAUUUCUGCCUGGAAAUAUGGCUUUAGAGUAACUGAAAUCAGAUUCAUGCUUCACCAGGACAGAUUAUGAGCAGGCUGAGGUGAGUCACUUUGACCCGUCUAUUUGAAUCAGGUGUGGGGGAUGUAAAGGAGACUAACCCUUUUGAGGUUAGUAACAAGGAGAAGAGGAGAUUUUGUUAGAUGUGUGUAAUCUCAAUUUCAGGCCUGUGAGCGUGACUAGUAACGACCUCUCUACGUUCUAUAUGACGCAUAAGGAGCCACCAACAGCCCAGUAGGCUUCAAAGUGGGAAGUCAAAGGUGCAUCGCUGCUCUUCAGCUACCAGAAUGUUAUGGGGGUUGGAGGGCAUACAGGACAAUCCCCUUAGGCUUCUAAUUGGUGAACCUUUACUUUUAUAAAGCCCUGAUCUAUUCUGGCUUUUUGCUCAUAAUCAGCUGGCAGCUCCCCUGUAUGUUAGGUCCAAGGAAUCACUAAUCAAUUAGUUCUAGAUUACCACCACAGGCUAUGCAGCGGUGGAAGCUUUUUAAAAAUAAUGACUUCAUUUGAAAGGACAGAGAAUCGAGCGGAGGUUACCUGCUCACACCCUCAAGGCCUUAAGGAAUAACAUUAGCUUAGUUAUUCAUAAGCACAGUGUGUCCACAUUAUUCAUUUCUGUCCAGCCCAGUGGUCUUUGUGCGUGUGUUUAACUCUACUGCUUUACUGCAAGAUGCUAAAAGCUAAGCCUGAGAAAGCAAUGCAGAGAUGCGUGGGACAUGACAGCAGGGGCAGCGAGCGAAGGCGGAAAAGUCGCUCUUUGAUUGUUUUUCCUUUUUUCUGCUCUGUUCUGUUUGUACAAGUUCAGGUUACCAACACAGUGGAUACCUGUUACAACACAGUUCAUCCAGUGACCAAGCCUUGCUCCUUCUCAUCAACUAACACACUGGCUAUAUACUGUAGGCUUCAUUGUGUAAUUUUUUUUUCAGAUGAUAGCAGGGGCUUUGAUUCCCUGAUUCUAGUUCUUAUGGGCCACAAUACACAAGACUGAUGGAUGUACAGACACUGUAUCCCUGUGACUGCCUGGGUGUCUUCUCUCCAAAACAGCCACUUAGCAAUGGUGAGUGAUGCUCCUGACAGCAUUACUGUACAUAACAAUUCAUGUCAACAUCACAAAAACUUGAGAGGUUUCUGUCCAGAGCUGAAUCCAAGAAAUACAUUGCAUUAGGUACAGUGAACAGAACCAGUCCAGCCAUUCUCUGGGCAUCUUUUCCCCAGGUGGGGUCACAGAGGGUCUAAUGCCAUAAAACACAAGACACUGUCAGGAUUAUGGUCUUGCAGAUUAACAGGUACCGAGGGCAGAGCAGCUGUAGUGAGAAGGCAACAGGGUUUUAAUGAAUCUGAAAGAACUAGACAGAUAGUUUCCAUAUGUCUUGAACUAACUCCUGGGCAUUUUACACUGUUCUAGAUAAUAUCACCGGCUGCCUCUGGGACUCAUUGCUACACAAGUUUGGUUUCUCAUUUCACUUCAGUGAGUUUCUUAAGUUCAGGCUUAUUGAAAAACACAAAUCAAUAGACAUGGAAAAUCACAUCUGAUUGCCUCCCUUUGGAGUUGUGUCUGCUCUUCCUGUGAACUCUGACAGAGGAACUAUAGCCGUCUAGUUCCAUUGGGAUGGCAGUCGGGCCUGUUCGUUCCUGAUUAAUUAGAUAUUGGUAUCUAUAUGAGGUCUGUAGUAAGUACACAGACCCAGUCGUUAUAUUAUCCACAUUAAAGCAUUGUGUGGUUUUCCCACUUAGAGGAGUAAUGCUGCAGAUGCUGAUCAACUACUUUUUGUCUCUUUCCACAAAAACCAGUAAGAAAUUGUGAUGAAAGUAAUUUUACUUUAAGGUCUUUGCUCUAUAUUUAUCUCCCCUAACAGAGUUGUGCAUUCUGCUAAACAGAGUAAUAUAUUUAUGUUGUAAACAUGUAAAAUAAUAUUUUACAUCAGAUACAUUUAAAAUCUGCAGGUUGGUGCAAUUGAAUGGAUGGACAGUCCUGCUUUCCACUAUAGGGCUACAAAAGUCUGGCCAGGACUAAUUUACAGUCCAUUAAAUUCCGCUGGAAUUGAAGAUUUAUCGUGUAUUUUGUUUUUUGAAGUCUACAUUUAACUUUCUCUCAUGCCUUAUAGACACAACAAAACUGCUGAAUAUGUAAAUCUAAUUAUGGCACAGGACGACAGCGCUAAAGCAGGUUAGCAGUUGUGGCCUGUCGCUAAUCCUCACAAGCAGAGCCAGACCUCCAGGAGGCUGACGCAGACGUUGAACUCAGGCCGUACAGAAAUGCUGGAGUCUCGGUCCGACGGACGGGUCCACAACCUGGGUCCUAAUCAUUUAGAUCACUGGGUUCCCAGAAGUUGCUGGAGGCAGUUUGCACACGGCAAGGAACGGCUUGAACGGCUCAUCUGUGCACGUUCCAUUCAGGUGAAAUCCAGAGCGACACAACGUCACAGAUACAAACAAGGAGGUUUGUUAAAUGAGCUACAAACCGUCCAGAGUCGCAGUAACUGAGUGCAACUAGUCAAACUACCUACGGUAUGAGAGCUGUCUAUCGAUUAGUUCAACCACAGCAGACGAGGCUUCCUUCAUGGUUUACAGUGAGACACAGUGAAUACAUUGGUAUUUUCUAACUUCAUGAAAAACUCUUAAGUUUAGAGUUUUUCUACCGUAAAAUGCUGAAGCUCUAAACAGCUUCCUCUAAAUAGUAUUUUUUUAGAAGCUGCUUUUAGGGCAUGUUAUGUCCCUGAGUGAUUUAUUAGUUUCUAACUUAGAGCUACACAGUGAAUUCAAUGCCUUAACCUCCUGCGCUCCACGACCAAUUGACCUUGGCCCUGGCUAGUUUUACUAGCUCUAAAGAGGAAGCAGAACUGGGCUUUCACUGCAAAACAGUGUUAUCUGCUGUUGUGACUGAGUUAUUAGUCUGUUGAUUCAUUUGUGGGUUGACCUGAUCUAUUGAUCCUUCGACUCGCGGUCGAUGGAAGGAGAGAGACUGACGGAGGGAGCGAAACCGACAACAAACGUGGAGGAGUAUCUACCGGUGGCCAACUGUGACAAACACACACACACACACACACACACGCACACACACACACACACACACACACACACACACACACACACACACACACACACACACACACACACACACACACACACAAAUGUAGAGAAUCAAUGAAUAUACUGUACGUGUUUGAUUAGAUUAGAGUAACACUAUAUGAACAUGAAGCGUAAGAACACAAGCAGCAUAUAGCGUCCUACCCAUAACACAGUAUAUUGAUAAAACACACACAUUUAUACUCUGUUCACACAAACACAACACGUUCACACCUGCCUACACAAAAUGUGGACGUAAUAUUUUUAUCCACGUUUACAGACACAAACGGUCUUCAAGUGCCCAAACGGCGAGUUUCAUGUGCAGGUGGAGCGGAACCAAGCAUCUGUAGAAAUGAACUGCUUUGUUUUUUUCUGCUGGAUUUUUGUCUCCUUUUCUCGACUUUUGGUGUUUUUUGAUCUUUUGAACUUUUACAAUCUGUUCUAAUCUUGUUAUGUUUGUGUAUGUUACAAUGAUAGUGUUUCUUGUGAAUGUCAUAUUUAUAGCUGUCACGGCUCCCUCUGAUCGGUCUGACUUCCAAUUUACAACUAGUAAUAAUAGUGACAUAAGGUUUUCAAACAUCUCAUUGCAUAAGACAAAUAUACAGAAUAUUCAUGUUUUAUUCACUUCAGGCUUUGGUCAGACUCACACACACCCAGGAGAUUAUACACAAUCUCCACAGCCACCUUGAGAGCCGAUAAUAUGCCUGUCACACUGAAGCUGUUGUCAGCGCUGGCCUUUUCAAGGACCUUGUUUCGCGGUCCCUCUUAGGGAGAGACAGAGGAAUAUCAGCAGGAUGGUGUGAGUGUCCUUUUCCAAGAUCAAACCUGCUCUGCUUCUUGAAUAAUAACCGAGUAAACGCAUGUUCACACGUCUUAGCUGCUUUUAAAAACCUGUGGCAUCUGACUGUGCAGCUCUGCAUUAGUGCAUCCUCAUGUGGACACCAACCACGUUCGUAGUGUGGGUGCAUGCGUGCGUGCGCGUGCGUGUGUGCGUGCGUGCAUGUGUGCGCGUGCGUGUGUGUGUGUGUCUGCGUGUGUGUGUGUGUGUGUGUGUGCCUGCCUGUGUGUGUGUGCCUGUGUAUGUGUGUGUGUGUGUGUGUGUGUGUGUGUGUGUGUGCGUGCGUGUGUGUGUGUGUGCGUGCGUGUGUGCGUGCGUGUGUGUGUGUGUGCGUGUGUGUGUGUGUGUGCCUGGGAUUGAGGGAUUUUGCAGUGAAGGUCUGCUCUAUCGCAGGAGUGACAGCAGAGCCUGGAUAUCUGAAGAAUUUCUAAUUAAUCUGCCGUUGGGUCUGCAGGGCUUUCCAAUAAGGCUGUGCACUUUCACUCACCCGCUGUCACUCACUCAUGUAAGAGCGCCCACUCUCUCUCUCUGUAAAACAAGCUGACUUUGUAAUGGCACGCUACCUGCUUGGUAAACAGUCCAGAAUGGAAGCGAUGGGAUGAACGUGGAUCUUAUGAGGAGCUGGUGCUGUACCUACUGCACUGUAGCUGUCUGCCUUCACCUGCACCAACAGUGCUGCAACUACGCAGCUAUUCAUUUAUGCAUGACACAAAGACAUGUACAGUGGACAAAGAAUCCUCCAGCUCCCUCUCUCUCUGUUCUCCAUGUUGACCAGAGGCCCUGGAGCAGUCUGGGUGUAACCAGCCCUGCAGCUUGGCUUUGCCUGCAUUUGUACAACCAGUGCACCGAGUAGGGGUCACCCACACAGUGCUGGUGACUAAGAGCGAAGGAAAGAGGUUCAGUGGCGCUUGUCUCACACAAUGAGGCCCAGACUGAAGCGCCGUGGAGUCGGUGCUGGUUGGGCUCCACAGGUCGCACUAAUCCCUCUGUCACAAUGACCUUGAAACACAUCACUGUGAAGGAGUUUCUAGUUAAUCUGCUGGAUGGAGGCUCUCUCAUGCUCUCUAGUGUCAGAGGCACCAAUGUCCCAGAUACUGACCAGAACAAUCAAAUAUUAGAUCAGCAGUGAGAGCAUCACUUAAAUAGUAGCUGCUUUGAACAGAACCUCUGGAAAACGGCUCCCUGGAGCAAACGCUCUGCAAAUCCUGAGGCACGGAGUGGGCCGUGCGUUUAAAGCAGGGGUUUGUCUGGAUGGAGAGACCAUGAGUGAUGUUAAUGUGAAUUCCUGAGGUUUCAUUCCAACGACAACGGUUAAUGCGGCGUGAGAGUUUGUCGCGUCCGCUUUCCCUAAGUGAACAGUGAGCGUACAGUGCGAUCGAUGCAGCCGUCAGCCUCCGAGCUGCAUCUGACACAUCCUGACAUCCUGUCUCCAGAUCGCUUGGGUCUGAGGUCUGGGCACUUACUCAGACUCGCUGUGUGACUCGGUGCUUCUGCCUGCUCUUCACGUACUUUAAAGCUCAUUUCCUUUUUUAACAGCAUAAUUAUUUCCACUGAUGUUUUAGAGAUGACUUUGGAGAUAAGAUGCCUCAGAAUGUCUGGUGUUAAAUGUUGGAGCAGAAUGUCAGCUUUUUAAAACUGACCCCAGCUCAUAUUUAGUGAAUCCUUCAAAGAGGACGUUACACAUUGAGUUAAAUUGUUUCCCAGGACGAUCCAUUGAUCCUCCUGAGCUAUGUGCCCUCUGAUUUAGAUUUAAGGGUCUAAUGUGGAACCUGUAUUGUUUCAUGUAUCAUUUUAUUCUAAAAACAUCUAAACAUCUGUUUACAUUUACAUUUUUUGUUACAUUUGAUUUUGCUCCUCUCAGCAUUGUGGGUGAAUGUCACAGGUCCUCGGUUGCUCAGCGAUUACAGGCCGCAGCAGCGGUUGCCGUGAGCGACGGGUGGAACAGUCAGGUUGCUAGGUAGCAGAUAAGAAAACAAGCCUUUGUUAAUUGCCUCCUAACACUUUGCAGGAGUGAGGUAGUGGAAGUACAGGAUGCAGGAUUGUAGUUAUCGCUGCAGCGUGAGGGCACGUUUACACUCAAACACGCACAGACCUUAUUGCUACAGGCAGCACAGAGGACUGUUAAUGUAAAAAACACACCAGCGUCUAUCAAUUAGACGGCAUAAGAGGAUGAACUGGAGCAGAGACAGAGAGCGAGACACAGAGGACGCAUUCGGACUCAGAGAAGAAGUUACAGCACGUUCAUACUGAAGUAAAUAAGUGGAGUUCACUUGAACUGGGACAAAGAACUGAAGUCGGGCCCAGCUUUGGAGUGAACACACUGGCAAACAGGUCAAAUCCUCUUCUUCCUGUGUGUUGUUGACCCGUGUGGACAGCCAUGAAAACGUGCCGGAUCAGAACCUCAAAGAGGUAAACAUCAAACAGCCGGCGCCGGGAGGGACGCGCUCCUCAAAUCUGUUUCCCCGCGAUGAAACGUGAGUGUCGUUUCUUUUACAGAUGAAGGCUAAUUCACAAGAUUUUCUAGAAAAUUGCCCCUUUAGGCGGUGAAGUCACCCCCAUUAUGUGCUCAUGAGAUAACGUGUGUGCUCCUCUGACAACCACACCGUGAUUCGUUUGAUUGGAUGAGACAGUGUUGGUGUCGUGUGCUGUGCUGAUGCUCUUCAAAGCUGCACUGUGAAAAAUUAAAUACCAUCACGGCUUCAGUUUUUUUCUGCAAACAGGCCUGUGAUUUACAAAACUACCUCAUUAAACAGCCAAGCGAACGCUCCGGUCAACUCUCAACCUGUAUUAUGAGAAACACAGCCUGUUUUACAGCCCUCUCGCGUGUAAAUCUGCCUCAUUAAACCAAAAGCGAAGCUGUGGCUCAUCUGUAAUCCACAGGGAAUGGUUUGGGAGACAGGUCCGGAGCCUCGCGUGGAAUCGAAUGUGGCCGCCUCCUCCCGGUGCCUCGUUCCCCGUUCACCUUAACAACUAAUGGGAGCUCUCUCAACUUCUGACUCCCACUCAAUGCUGCUCGCGGCUGCAUAAAAGCUCCAUAGAAGCUGAGCUGCAGCUCAGAAGACAGAUGCUGUUGGCUUGAAAAUGGGUUUGAGACAAAGGAUGGAGCGUCAUAGAAACAAAACAGAUCAUAUUCAGAGUUGCUGCCUGAGCGCUGUUUCUGCACGUUUCUUACACAUUGAUACGCUCAGGUCUCUCACAUACUUAAGUGAUAGAGUAAGUGUACUUUAUACACUGGAGGGAACUCGAAGGAGAAGUAAAUAAAACAGCAGGAACCACUGUGAGUACAAGGAAGAAAUGGAGUAGAAGGAAGAGGCAAAGAGAGAGACGAAGGAGAGAGAUGGAUGUGAAACCAGCAGCGAAUAGAAACUACGGACCUGAACUCAACCUAAUGGGCCCGGUUCGACCGGGUUCGACCAAAUCUCUGCUGUUAGAGAGCGAAUGAAUGAGGGUCAUGGGCCACGCAGUCAGAGACCGAGCGGCUGGUUGUGACUUGGAAUUCCAGUUUUAAAAAACAAACUAACGAGGAACGGAGACGACAGAAGGUCACGACUGAAGCUGCCAAAGGUUCCAAAGAUCAGGGAGGCGUUCGCGGGUCUGAGCAAGAAGACGUGGAACAGUGAAAUGCAGAAGCGUCAGCAGUAAAAAUAAGAGCAGCGACGCGUACGGUUCUGAUCAUCGCUCCCCGUCUUCCUUCGGCGCCGUCUUCGGGAGCAGCGAACCCUCAGCCACCGUCCACUGUCUCCAAUGGAAGGCGACAGAGGCGGCUGUGAUGAGCAGCUUGAACAGUGAGUGAGGACGGGACCGUUUGGACACAGAUGGAGGGAGAGGCUUGAGUGCAGUUUCUAAACACUGUUCCACGGCUCCCACUUUGUCUCCAUCACGCUGCCUUGUCUUUGUCUGUCUCCUAAAGCUGGAGGGGGGUGCGUGUCAUCUGUUAUGGUUAAUGGUAGUGAUUGAACAUGAGUUUGGGUCCGUGCUCCUCUCCUGUCUCACACGAGGCUUGUUUUGACGGCCACUUGCUCUGAGUGGACAGUGAGGAGGCUGCGGCUGUAAUGAAAACACGCUUAUGUGGAACGAGCCUCAACCGCGUCGGGCUCCGUGGUCCCGACCGUCCACCUGGGCCUCGGCCCCACGCCCAUAGCUUAUCAUUAGACACAGGAUGUGAACAUAUGCUUUUUGUUUUACUGUUAUAACAUAUCGUCUCAAAUAGUUGACCUCAAUAGUCUUAACUUUUAUGCUCGAUAGCUUUAAUCUAUGUAAACAAUAUAGUUCCAGAAGUUUUUAAGAAAAAAACUGGAGUAAAAGCUGCUUGACAGUGUUUCCAUUGAUAAUCAUGUGUGAAGAUAGGACAUAGUAAAGCAGCCACUACACGCAAUAACAACAAGCCAUGCCUGGAAAACAAAGGAGAUCUCAUGAUAUGCAGAGCAAAUUGAAGCAGACAGUGGUUUAUAUAAGAAAUGCAAAGCUGGACCAGCAGCCGUGUCACUGCAUUAACAGUGUUAUCACCCACAUGUCACUGGGUGGAAUGUGAUCUCUCAGCUUCCCGCUUGCAUCACACCACAAAUGAUGUGUCACUUUUAGUGUAAAGUGACAUUUUAGCAAUGUGACAGUUAGCACAACAGAAAGGCUUCCGAUGAUGAGCGUCCGCAGCCAAUUCAGCAGCAUGUGAACACUUUGUAGCACAUAGAAUCAUGGGAGGACGCAUGAAUGCAGGACGGGGGUGUGAAUUUGUCAUGACUGGAAUUAACAUACGUUCAGAGUGAUUAAUUACCCCCGGCCACUCGUCACCCACCUCCAGUCUCAUAAACAUAACAAUGAGCGUCUCCACAGAGCAGAUGUUCUCUCCUUUACUUGGAAAUGACUUAGAGGCUGCAGCUUGAAUUCAAAGCCGCAGGCGUUGGGUCACAGUGGAAGUGAGACUCAAUGUAUGUGUUUGAGACACGGUGUGAAACUUCCGCUCCUUUAAUCGAGAUGUUCAUCCCUUAUCCCUCAGGUUUGUGUGUUAGUUCAGACGUGAUGGAUCAUCAGCCUUGGAACUGACUCACCUUAGCACACAGGUGUUGUAUGGUACAAGCCACACACCUUGUUAGAAGAACCCCAUCUCCACCGUAGCUGGACUCAACCUUCCCACAACGCGUUUCUAAUAUUGAGACAUAUAAUUGUGUUUCAUGAGCUGCCGUAUGACCUUAAUCAGCCUAAUCGGCCUUUUCAGAGCAGCUGUUGCCAUGGCAACGGCCCCAGGUGACACGCUGGUGGACUACAAAUCCAGGACGUGUUCUCACGUCGCUGAGCAAUCGACCCCAUCGCAAUUAGUGACCAACAAUAGUUUCUGUGGAGUGAUCAUUUGUGACCCAACCAAUCAGCACGCUUUCCGCUUCUCAUCUUUGGGGAAAACUGUCUCUUCAAAGCUAAUUCUGGCUUUUGACUGAGCCUGGCUCAUCUGUGCUGGUUCUCCAGCAGUGUCACGCUCCUGCCGUCCUCCUGCCUCCCCCUCAUUUUCUCCAUUGUACUAAUCACAGCCAGCCUAAUGUACUGCCAUUUUAAACCCAAGAUGUAUAAUUUGGCCUGUUAGCUGAUGUGUUCAAUAACUGGUCAUCACACUUUUCAUGUCUGGAGUCAUGAGUGGGGGCAGUAGGUCAGUCCUUCAGAGUGGGUGGAUCAAGGAUUCUAGUUCAGGCCUGUCACAGCAAACACCCAACCUUCUAAAAACAAACUAAAGCUUGUCAUACAAACAUAUUCACAUGAAUAUGUUUGUAUGGAUCAUCAUAACUGCAUAUAACCGUGUGUGUGUGUGUGUGUGUGUGUGUGUGUGUGUGUGUGUGUGUGUGUGUGUGCGUUUAGAGUUUUAGAGGUUUUCGUACAGGAAGUAGUAAAGUUUAUAUUUUAUGGAUGAAAGCAGAAGAGUCACACGCAGAAGCUACAAAAAUAUACAGUAAUCUAGUGAUAAUGAUAUCUGUAAACAGCAGGUUGCCACUGACUUUGCUUCAUUCGUGCUCCCCAGGGGAUAAAUCCUUUGACAUUUUCAUUUUCCUACAGCACCUCAUCGUCAGAGCUUCAUUCUGCGAAGCACGUUCCCGUUGUUGAGUGCGGUGUGUGUUGCCGCCUCAAGGGUCCAUUAGUGAAACACUAAGUCUUGUUAAUGUUAUUUACAGUCGUAAUCGCCGCCUGUAGAUGACAGGGUUCCACAUCAAAACGCUGCUUCUCUGCUGCAGCGUCACGUCUCCACUUAAAUGAGUCCUAAAAUACAGCGUCUUAUGUCACAUUAUAAGACAAGUCUCUCCCGAAUGAUCCCAAGGUUAAGCAAUGCUGAAACUAUCUCCACAUAUAAGCUGCGUUUGUUACAUCAGACCCAGUUUAUUAUUAUUAUUAAUGAGUGACAAAAAGCAUUUGGAAAACAGAACUGGUCCUGGUUCUGUGUUACGGUUCUGGCCGUUCACCAUUCAGGCCUCAGUGGACACAAACAAGAUCUUUAUUAACAUUCAUGCGCCUGUUUUGAAGGUGUCGCUGCGUGAAGUGACAGAUCAGAGGUCGACCGUGACGCUGUAAUGUGACGCGUGGCGCCGGACGUUCACACCGCUGAAAUGUGAAUGCUGCUGUGAAGCCGCUGAUCCUGCAGCAGCAGCAGCAGCUGUUUCUGCCCGGCCCACGUGGAUCACUGUUCACUGUUGCAUUCGUUCACUUGUUUUCAAGCUUUAAUCUAUUUCCAGUGUGAUUUUACAGCGGUUUGGUUGCCUGUUCAGUGGGCGGUGAGUGAAACGAAGGCAAACAAACAAGACAAAUCUGUGAAUUUUGUACAAACUGUAGGAACUAAUGACUGUUUUUCUACUGAGCCUGUUAUUGCUAUAUGUUUCUUUGGUUGGGGGUGGGAGGCGAGACUGAUGCUCUGUGUGUGGAGGGUGGAGGGAGGACACGUUUCUGUCUGGUCAGGGACCGUGCAAUUAUUACUUGUAAUUAUUAAGAGAAUCCAGAUUAUAGAGGUGGAAAAAAUGUCCCUUAUGACAAACGAAAUAAAGUGUUAUAUUUGCAUGAUUUCCUGUACUUUCAUCCAGCAGAUAUUUAUGGUUGUGUAUACUAGUAUGUAUACCCAGUGUAUGUACAUCACAUUAAUAACUGUUUAUUUAUGAAAAUGGAAAA
This is a messenger RNA of Betta splendens (Siamese fighting fish), 30864 nucleotides long. RefSeq names its product protein phosphatase 1 regulatory subunit 29-like. Gene Ontology annotation, molecular function: protein binding. Gene Ontology annotation, cellular component: plasma membrane. Lineage: Eukaryota; Metazoa; Chordata; Actinopteri; Anabantiformes; Osphronemidae. The record is from RefSeq and is a predicted model, not a curated record. The coding region runs from base 14863 to 17739 and encodes 958 amino acids. The transcript is spliced from 8 exons.